Cooperia oncophora is the source of this 399-nucleotide messenger RNA. Lineage: Eukaryota; Metazoa; Nematoda; Chromadorea; Rhabditida; Trichostrongylidae. The record is from the annotation of a GenBank genome assembly.
AUGUGGGAUGAAGAAAAACAUCACUUGGACAUUAUGGAAAGACUCGCUGCGAAGCACGAUGUCCCUCAUACUGUUUUCCAGCCGAUCUUCAGUGUCGCAGCAUAUGCCCUAGGUGUGGGCACAGCACUUCUUGGUAAAGAAGGAGCCAUGGCAUGUACGGUUGCUGUAGAAGAGGUGAUCGGACAACAUUAUAACGACCAGUUGAAAGAACUAAUCGCCGACGAUCCGGAAGCCCAUAAAGAUCUUCUCGAAACACUUACGAAGCUGCGAGAUGAUGAAGUAAAUCACCAUGAUACUGGGGUCAAAUAUGAUGGACCCAAGGCACCGAUGUACGACGUGCUGAAAUGGGUGAUUCAAACUGGCUGUAAAGGCGCAAUUUUCAUUGCGGAAAAGAUUUGA